Messenger RNA from Notolabrus celidotus (New Zealand spotty), 1118 nucleotides. It is a transcript of the gene golt1bb, whose product is annotated as golgi transport 1Bb. NCBI's taxonomy places the organism in Eukaryota, Metazoa, Chordata, Actinopteri, Labriformes, Labridae. The record is from RefSeq and is a predicted model, not a curated record. The coding region runs from base 188 to 604 and encodes 138 amino acids. Gene Ontology annotation, cellular component: membrane; endoplasmic reticulum. The transcript has 5 exons. Gene Ontology annotation, biological process: retrograde transport, endosome to Golgi; endoplasmic reticulum to Golgi vesicle-mediated transport.
CGCUAGAAUCCAUCUGUAUGAAUAGACGAUCUCGGUCAACGACGUGCGUGCGUGGCUCCGAAAGACGUGGCGGCGUAUCAAACCGCUAGCUUCCCCUUCGCUUCUACUGUAGCAUCAGUUAGCUCUAACAGCAGAAGGUUUACAGUCCCAUUGAGUGUUUUGGACAUUUCCAAUAGCUGCUGCCAAAAUGAUUUCUCUCACGGAUUCACAAAAGAUUGGGAUGGGGCUCACAGGGUUUGGCGUGUUCUUCCUCUUCUUUGGGAUGGUGCUGUUUUUUGAUAAAGCUCUGCUUGCCAUUGGGAAUAUUCUGUUCGUGUCUGGCCUGUCCUUUGUCAUUGGCCUGGAGCGGACGUUCAGGUUCUUCUUCCAGAGACACAAAUUUAAAGCCACCAGCUUCUUUCUGGGAGGAGUUUUUGUGGUUCUGAUUGGCUGGCCGAUCAUUGGAGUCGUUCUGGAGAUUUACGGCUUCUUCCUCUUAUUCAGAGGAUUCUUCCCAGUGGCUGUGGGCUUUAUCAGACGAGUACCUGUGCUCGGGUCUUUACUCAGCUUACCAGGCAUCAGUUCACUGGUGGAUAAAAUUGGUGAGAGCAACGCAAUGGUAUAACAUCGGGCUGUUUUCCUAUCGGAGGAGAGUUUCAGUAUUUAUCACAGUUUCAAGCGCUGACUGUACAUUUUGUCCAUUACCACUCCAGAGCUGUGAAUCCAAGCUUUUGUUUUUCCUGCAUUUCUGUGGACAUUUGACUGACAUUGUGAUGUUUGUUACCAAGAGAUGUUUUUUAGUUGUAUUUUUAGAGCUGGAAGCAGGUCUCCCAUUUAGUAUCAUUCCAGUCUGAUAUUUUUAGACAGAUAUGUUUGGACCACUGGUUAGACUGUACAGAGAGUCAGGAGCUCCUCACAGCAGCCACUCCUCCAGAUCAUGUGCCUGAACAUUCACAAAGAUCCUCGAUGAAGUGUUACUGAGAUUUUGUAUAUAAAGAACAAGUGAUGUUAGGAUGAAUGUUACUUUGGCAAAGAAACCUGUACUAUUGUGGAAAAAGUUUAAGAGACUUGUAAUGAAUGUUUUACUGUAACUUUUAUAAGUGCAUACUUGUAAUAAAGUGUGUCUUUUUAUAAAAAUG